Messenger RNA from Ornithodoros turicata, 4939 nucleotides. Its product is annotated as baculoviral IAP repeat-containing protein 2-like. The coding region runs from base 92 to 2572 and encodes 826 amino acids. The record is from RefSeq and is a predicted model, not a curated record. Gene Ontology annotation, cellular component: cytoplasm; nucleus. Gene Ontology annotation, molecular function: cysteine-type endopeptidase inhibitor activity involved in apoptotic process; ubiquitin protein ligase activity. NCBI's taxonomy places the organism in Eukaryota, Metazoa, Arthropoda, Arachnida, Ixodida, Argasidae. Gene Ontology annotation, biological process: regulation of cell cycle; negative regulation of apoptotic process; positive regulation of protein ubiquitination. The transcript has 19 exons.
CGACCUCGCUGCAACUCGUGUAGCACUUGCCAGGUGUGCCCUCUCGAGCAAAGUUGCGUGUGAUACGGAAGGACUUCACUGACGAACGGAUAUGGCACGAUGUACAGAAAUAUUGAGGGAAUCCGUCCCCGCCAUGACGUCCGUGGAUGACCCGGAGAAGGACUUGGACCAGUCCUUUCAGUGGCGGGCAGUUUUCAUGUUCUACAAAGAAUCCGUCCCCGCCAUGCCGUUGGAGGAUGACAAGGACUUGGACCAGUCCUUUCAGUUGGUGAUAUUUUUCGUGUACUGCAAAGAAUCCGUCCCCGCCAUGCCGUUGGAGGAUGACAAGGACUUGGACCAGUCCUUUCAGUUGGUGAUAUUUUUCGUGUACUGCAAAGAUGCCGCCACCGACGAUGUGUGGCUGAAAGGAGGCCGCAACCACGCCACUUACAAAGACGUAACCAUGGAUUUCUGGAAUUGGAUACACCACGCUAUGCUGGAUAAAGCAGGGCUAGCCCUUAGCCACGAAACAGGGUCAACGCAACUGCAUCGUGACCACGUCACCAAAGAUUAUUCUAACCGGGAUUCCCCCAAGCUGCACAUAUCCACACCAAACAGAGACCAAAUCACAUGCGCGAGGCCUCGCAAAGUUGACUCCAACACAACGAUUGACGCAAUUGACAACCACACGUUACUAGAGAAUGAAUUGAACUCGUUCCUAGAACGCUGUCCAGCGAAGUGGAUGGAGUGGAGCGACUUGAAUAAGCGCCUAAAGAGCUACGAAACUGCGCCCGACAUGCUCAAGAGGAAACGAGAUGUAUUUGCUGGCAUUGGGCUAUACUUUGCGGAAAAUGUAACCACUUGUUUCCACUGCGGGGGUUGCCAUGGCGACUGGACAGACGCUGAAGAACCGUUUGUUGAACACUGCCGGUGGUAUCCUCAAUGUCGGCUAAUUCGUAUCCUGGCGGGUGAUGACAUUGUAAACUACAUCACAGGACAACACGAGGAUCACAUGAACAUGCUCGUAAGACGUGGACGACAAGAAGCCGAAGAGCGGCAUAAAGCACUUGUAGAAGAUCUUUUUACUGGCGAAGAUCUUCGGUUUUAUGAACAAAAUGGUAUCAUGGAGGAAGUCCUGCACCUCGCAGCAGCCUCUCUGGACCAUCAUGGGCACGUAACCAUGGACGACGUCAUUCAUGAAAUGUCCAAGCUGUGCCAACUAAACCUGGAUAGAGACUGGAGAACUAUUCCUCGUAACAAGGAAGAACUGUCCUUGCAGCAGUAUGUCCCCGACGGCAACCCACCAGGAGAUCAGCAUGGAGCAGGACCGUCGAAUGCAAGUAGCCAUAGACCUGGUACCUAUGGAGCAUUAAGUACCCCUAAGCACCCACGGUUCGAGAGGUUUGACGUUAGAUAUGCUACAUUCGAUGGAUUCCCUGGUCCCAGAACAGAACUCCUGAGCCGUGAAAGACUGGCGGAUGCAGGCCUCUUCUACACAAACAAGAACGAUGAAACAGUGUGUUUCUACUGCGGAGGAACCCUUUCACAUUGGGAAAGUUUUGAUGACCCGUACAAAGAGCACGCAAGGUGGCAUCCGAGCUGUGACUACAUUCACACGGUGAUGCAAAGGCGCGAUUCCGACUCCGGGUUUUUCAGUAUGACCGGAGGCUCUCAACCGGAGACCGAUAGUGGAAUCGUCCAUGAAUCUGCUGUGGCAACCAACGUACACGGCACUGUGUCUGAAACUAGCGGGCGAAGUAUUGCCGUAGCUGAUGACGCAUCACAGGUUACACGUCUAGCAGACGUCUGGGGAUCAAACAGGUCGUAUCAGGAGGAAGGACUUACAAUGCGGAACAACGCCUACACUGUUCUUCCUUCAAAACCAACUCACCCCCAGUUUGCCAAGUUAGACAGAAGGGUGAUGUCCUUUGAGUCUUAUCCAAGGCAUGCCAAGGGGAACAAGGAAAAGAUGGCCAAGGCAGGAUUAUUCUAUACUGGCGCUGAGGACCGCACGGCCUGCUUUCAGUGUGGCAACACCCUUUGCAGUUGGGGAGAAGAGGACGACCCGCUACUUGAACAUGCAAGAUGGUACCCAAACUGUCCUUACGUAAUCCUUAUGCUAGGCACUGCAACCAUCAACGAUAUUAGGAAGGCACACAAGAAUACCCUGGCCGAGCGACGAACUGCAGAAAUCAGCCAGUCGGAUGAGCUCACCAAUUACCUCCUGCGUCAGUUGAUGUCGGCACCAAUCGUUUACCGCCUGACGGCGCAAGGCAUUGAUCAUCUCAUCGUGGAAUUGGCGAUACUAAAGAGGCUUAACGGCAAUGGUCUGAUCGACGUGCUGGACGAAGAGGACCUUCGCCGUGCAUUGACAGAAGUCGUGUCGUUACCGGAGAACGUGAGAACGAAGGAAAUUUCGAAAGCUGACACAGGUGACCUAAGCAAGUGCAUCGUCUGCAAAACUGGAGACCGACAUACCAUCUUUCUUCCCUGCAAUCAUCUUAUCGCCUGCUCCAGAUGCGCAGAGUCCCGCAGCGUUUGUCCAUCCUGUAAUCGCUCGAUCGCGACCAGGAGGCAAGCCUUCUUAGCCUGAAACGGGAUGAAGAUUCCAUUUACACAAAACGACGGAGCAGCCUGCAUAAUGAAACCAUAUCAGCUAACCAUACCGAUUCUUAACACGAAGUAGAAAGUAAAACACACUGUAGAAUCGAUCUAUUUACGUGAUAUUGCAAAAAUAAUGGGAAUAGAAAAGGCUAUUUUGCCUAAUGUCCAGUAGGCUUUCGACUAAUCGAAACGGACGUGAAUGUAUAAUAUAUAUUAAAAACAUCGAUGCAUAUCGAAUGCAUUGUCCAAGGAGCAGACAGACCGCUUUGCACGCGAGGUCGUUCCGACCGACCGAAAUAACUCACCCUCCAAUUGGUCGGGUGUAAGAACUAGAGUCACCAAAUAAGGAGCAGAGUAGCGACAGUGAGCCACGCCGGCGAGCGAGACCGCCAUCUUGGGUGAGGCGCGGUUGCGUCGCCUAGCAAUGGGACGCCAAUCUCCCGCUUCUCCGCCCGAGAACAGCGCGCAGUAAAGCCAGUUCGCCAUCGGAAAAAAAAAACGGUUUUGGAUAGAGGGAACUCAUCAUGAACGGCGCGUUCCUAGAAAGAAAAACCACAUGACACGAUCGGCCCAAUGGCAGACACCGAACGGCGGCUCCGGCGCGGAAAAGGAAUGCGAUACUCUGUACCCCUAUUUAGUGACUCCAGUAAGAACUACAUAAGUUGAAGGCCCAAGGUUCGAAGGACUGUCCCACAUCCUGCAAGAAUCGCGGUUAUUCGAGUUUUAUUGCGACGACAGCGAACACAACAGGGUGUCCAGAAUUGUUCGACGCACUGUAGACAUACGACGUGAACUAUAUUCUUAUUCCUCGUGCCACGUACAAGUGCGCGAUGCCACAAGAGUGUGCGGUGUUAGUAGUAGCCGAUCGGGAGAGUAACAUUUGGUAACUUUGCGAACGCGCAUCCGUCAUAUUUCGGAAGUUUUUGUCUUUGUUUUGCUUUGGUUACUGAGGCCUUUUAUAUCGUCUCGAUCGAUCACUUGCGAAUAUCGUAAAGUUAUAAGGGUAUCAGGGUUAUAUCGAUUAGACUAUAGGUUAGGGAUGUAAGGAUUACUUUACUAGUUUAUGUUUGCGUGUUUAUUGAGGCACGGCAUUGCCUGUUGCCCCAGAUUUUUGUUUUGCUUUCGUUGACCUUUCCGUACGUACUUUGCUGACAUGUAUGCAUGGUAGCCUCCCCCUACUGAAUGCCAUCUAAGCUACCGUUUCAGACACUUCCCAACAAAUUAAAACUUCUGAAGACUAUUUUUUGCAGAAUGGAUCGCGGUUGCUUCACAUAAAUCCUGAAACUCAGCUUGAACCUGGAAUCCAUGCUCACCUCCAGGAGAGUUCGGAUUGGUUGCAUCAUAGUCGCUGAGACCAGGAGAAUGUCUUCUAUACUGUAACUAGGUCCCAAUUCAUGCGAUAACGCGCUAGCACGCUAGCAGCAGUCAGCAGCGAGUCGUCUAAAUUAGCUUUUUGAGUCGUGACCAAUCAAUCUACAUCAUGUCUACACCGAUAAUUAUUUUCACUGAGAUGACUGUUAUAGUAUCAACAUAACAGGAGGCGUGGUUACCAUUAUUUUUUCUGCAAGGAGUACGUGCCAGAUACGAGCUACGUGCUCUUAGUCUGCGCACUCUGCUUAGGACCAUCAUCGGGAUGGGGAUAUCAAUCAAUCAAUCAAUCAAUCGAUCCAUCGAAUGUAGUUUAUUGUUCAUCAAACAAAAUACAUACAGUGAAUAUACAGAUGGAGGUCCUAUAGUUUAAAAGACAUAUAUGCUUAUAUGAAAAAAAAGAGUGAAACGUUAGACUGCGCUACUGCAGGAGAAAAAGGAAAAAAAUAAGGAAAGCCAAAACAGAAGAAAACAGCGAAAAAGGAGAAAAGCAAAAAAAAGUAUUAAACAAGAAAAGUAGAAAGUAAACAAAGAAAAGCAAAAAAGAAGAACGAAAAAGAAAAGCGAAAAAGAAGACAAGCAAAAAAGAAAAAAAAGACGACAGAAACGAAAAAUAGGAAAACUCAAAAAUCAGAACAGAGCAAAAACAAAAAAUAAGGAAAACAAAAAAGGAGAAACCAACACACACACACAAACAAACACACACGGAGCUGGCCACAGUUCCCUCAGAAGGCGACAGACCCGUACGAACUGGGGCUUUCCUGCAAAGCUGACGGCGACUGUGUUAAGAAACGUUGGCAUUCGGAGAGGGCGCAUGCCGCAUAGCAUCGUUAAUUUUCCUUAGCAAAUGUGAGAUGUCUGCUUAGUAGUGCCCACGCUAGCCCGAUUCACGUAUAUCCAAGUGUGCCCAGUCAGCUGGAAUACGUUAUUAUGUGCUGUCGGUGUGUGUGUUAUCGGUUGAGGGUAAUAAACUGUUGUAUCAUCAGUA